This is a messenger RNA of Anisakis simplex (herring worm), 168 nucleotides long. Lineage: Eukaryota; Metazoa; Nematoda; Chromadorea; Rhabditida; Anisakidae. The record is from the annotation of a GenBank genome assembly.
AUGGAUGAUUAUUUGAAAGAUGAUACAGAAGAUGAUUUUGAUGAUGAUGAUGAUUAUUUGGAUGAUGAUGAUGAUGAUUUGGAUGAUGAUGAUGAUCAUUUGGUUGAUGAUGAUUUGGAUGAUGAUGAUGAAUUGGAUGACGUUGGUGAAGAUGAAAAUGAUGAUGAU